AUGCGCAAUGCUCAGGCAAGCGAGAUCCAACAAAAACGUAAUCUUGAAAAGGCCGAGAGGGUUGCAGGCGCUACAGCUGAGAGCACUCCUCAAGAUGGUCUAUCUAGCCGCCAGCGAGCGGGCGUCUCGUAUAGUAAACUCGAAAAUGCUGCUGGCGUUAAGAUCAUCCAGGCGCCGAAAGGCAUGAGUAGACAGAAGGAGAAUAAGUCACACAUGUCUGCAACAAAAAAGGCUUCACGGAAUAUAGUAUGGACCGUCGAAUGGUUUGAUGAAACCAAGAAACGUGUGGUUACUGAGACAUCCUCUACACAAUCGAUAAAGGACGCACUGCCCUUCGUACAGCAUGGCACAGACGGUACAAGUAAGAAAAGAAAGCUGAACAGCGAAGCCCCUCGUCGUGAAGGUUCACCAACAAAAUCUACGCCACAACCGCAGGAUGACGUUGCGCCCGCUUCAACGGAUCAGGUCAACAAUGCGGAGGCAGAGGUAAUCUCCCCCGCACGAGGAACCCCUGCUCCAGAGCAAAAGGAACGCGCCUCCAAAAGACAAGCGGACAUGACAGACACGCGUACUCGAGACAAUCGUGAUGGUGAGCCAAGCACCCAAUCCAUGGGCGAUGAGCAACAUAGGGUUUUUCUGCUAAAGCCACGCACGAGCACAAAUCGCCACGUCCUCAUACCUCUAGAUCCUUCUCUCACUUUAGGUGAAAGCUUACACGGGCGCACUAUCCUUGAAUUUCCAACCAUUCAUGUAUUUCCUGUUGAUAUGGAGAAGUUGCCAGAAGACUUCAUGUUAGAAGCAGAAUAUGCCUUGUUGGAGGGAGAGCAACAGAAAGAGUUUGACGAGAUGAUGAAGGAGCUUGAUCCUGAGAUAUUGCGACGCCUGAAAGAAGGCGAUGGUAAUGUACAGAUGCACGACAGACCCGACGAGGAUGUCGAUAGUAAGAAGAUACUAGACGUUCUCAAGCAGGAUCUAGGAGGAAGGUUGUGA
Molecule: messenger RNA, 990 nt
Organism: Alternaria burnsii
Lineage: Eukaryota; Fungi; Ascomycota; Dothideomycetes; Pleosporales; Pleosporaceae
Exons: 3
Coding region: 1-990 (329 amino acids)
Biological process (GO): box C/D snoRNP assembly; snoRNA localization; maturation of LSU-rRNA from tricistronic rRNA transcript (SSU-rRNA, 5.8S rRNA, LSU-rRNA)
Cellular component (GO): pre-snoRNP complex; nucleus
Source: RefSeq, a predicted model, not a curated record